AUGGUCGCGACCAUCCUGUUCGGCGCAAUGUUUCUCACACGAAAACGCAACUUCAGAGUGCUUGACCGCUCGUCGUCACCGCGGCCGGGAUAUCUCGACAGCGACUCAACCUCGACAGAACACCUCCUCUCAUAUCCCACCGACAGCGACAGUGAUCUCGAAGAUUUCUCGACGGCUAAGAACCCGCCGAAAGUACGCAACUUGGGAUGCUGCAAGGUGGCUACGCCGAACACUUCGCGGUUCCGGAAUAAUAUCCACAGUCGCAUACUGCAGCGCUUUCCGUUCUUGAUUGAGAUGUUCUAUUGGAUCAUAAACUACGCCUUCUACCGCAUGACUUCGGUGCUUUCGAGCAAGCUGUUUGCGGGGCGGGGGAUUUGGGAUGUCGCGCAGGAACAUGGCAUAUCCGUGCUGGAAGCUGAGGAGUACGGCAUGUUGAACUUCUUGUUCCCCGUCCGGGAGAGGGAUGUUCAGCAGUGGUUCAUGCACGGGCAUCAGGAUGCGCUCACGGUGCUGAACAAGUGCUAUGCGCUGAUCCACAUCCCUGGUACUGUUGGAUUUAUCUGCUGGUACUACUACGUCGCACCAUCAUUCGACACAUUCGCAACUGCCCGCCGCACCAUGACGCUCACCAACUUCUGCGCCUUCAUGACCUUCAUCGUAUACCCCUGCAUGCCACCCCGCCUGCUCCCCAAGGAAUACGGGUUCCUCGACACAGUCCGCCACGACGAUGCGCAGAGCGUCUGGAUGAGCGGGAAAUUCGUCAACAUGCUGGCCGCGAUGCCGUCGAUGCACUUUGGCUACGCCUUCUGCAUCGGCAUGACAGUCAUCUACCACUCCGGCGUGUUCCGGCGCACGCUCGAACGGGGCGAAGUGCGCAAGAACGCUUUCUGGAAGAUCUUUUACCUUUGUGUUGGGCUUGGAUACCCGACAUUCAUCUUGGUCACUAUCGUGGCGACGGCGAACCAUUACUUCAUGGACGCCAUGGUCGCGACGUGCUUUGUUUUCUUCUCUUAUCUGUGCAACAAGGUGUUUUACGUCUUCAUCCCUCUGGAGGACAUGCUUUUGUAUAUCAUCAGGGCGGAUAAGCCGGUGCCCACGACGGGCGACCGGUUCCACGAGAAGGGCGGGAGGUUGUAA
Molecule: messenger RNA, 1137 nt
Organism: Parastagonospora nodorum SN15
Lineage: Eukaryota; Fungi; Ascomycota; Dothideomycetes; Pleosporales; Phaeosphaeriaceae
Exons: 2
Coding region: 1-1137 (378 amino acids)
Biological process (GO): inositol phosphoceramide metabolic process; sphingolipid biosynthetic process
Cellular component (GO): inositol phosphoceramide synthase complex
Molecular function (GO): inositol phosphoceramide synthase activity
Source: RefSeq, a predicted model, not a curated record